UGUAAACACAAACAAUCGGCAUUAUUGGCAGGUAGCCCUGUCCCGUGUCGCAUUUACCUCCAGUCAGUGAUAGCAGUGUUGUUUCUCUUAUUUGCGAAUCUUGGUGAUGUCCUUACGGCCCAAUGAUGCGGUGACUCAAGCUGACCCAGUCCCAGUGGAAACCGAUCCGAUUAGCAGUAUCGAUGAGCUGUACCGCAGCAUUCAGCGGGAGAUUCAGUGCUACCGACGGGAACACAACACGAUUAGGGCGGAUUUGAGACGAUUAAUUCAAAACAAUCAAGCGUUCGACGGUUCCGACGAGGAGAGUGGUGCCAAAUGUGGGGCACAUUUUGAUCCGGAGCAGUACAGCAGAAUAUCGAAUGAAGUGAUAGCUAAUCUGAAGAACCAAUUGGAGAUUACUUUGCAAGAAAAGAAAACAUUGGAAAGCCUCUGGAAGAGCUCUCAGAAGACCAUCCAAAUUCUCGAGCUGGAAAUAGGCGAGUACCGGCGGCAGUUGCGGCAACCCGGUGACAACCGGAUCCAAAAUCUGAAACAGCAGUACACGGCGGCUCUGCAGCUGUUGGAGCAGAAUUUGAUUUCGCUCCGGACGAAGCUCGCCGAACGGACGGAGGAAAACAAACGCCUGCAGGUAGCCAGCGCCGCGGAACAGGAGCGAUUGCGCACCGUCGAGCGGGAUUUUUCCGCCCUGCAAUCCGAGCACCAAACCCUGCAGGCCAAGGUGGAGGAGCGGAGCUCGACCGAAUCGCGACUCAACACCAAUUUGGAGCAAGCCAUGCGGGAGAAAGCCGAACUUGAGGAGCUUCUGGAUCAGGCCAAUGCUUUGGCGCGGCAGCACAUGAGCCGGGAGAAUCAGGCUCUAAUCAAAGUGCAGGAAGCCUUGCAGAUUGCCGAUACGGCCAUCGAGGAGAAAAACUCGCUGACAGCUCGCGAACGGGGUGUGCGGGAGGAGUGCGAUUUUCUCGCUUCCACCAUCGGGCAAGUGAUGGAGCAGGCGGCCCGGAAGGUGGAACAGGAAAUGAAUGCCCUCCGGGUGGGCUACGAAGAUAGGAUUAACGCCUUGGAGCGGCAGCUGGAGCAGUUGAAAGAUUCAGUCGAGCAGCAGCGGGAUAAAACCCGCCAGUCUGAAAGCCGAGCACGGUCCCUGGAGGACAAGUUCAAGGGUUUGAUUGUGACGAAUCAAAAUCUUGAUGCAGACCUCCACGCUGCCUCGAAGUUGAUUAUUGAAAUGGAAUUGAAAUUGGAAGCUUUCCAGAAGACGAUGACGAAGGAACGCGAAAUCAGCAAAGUCAGCCAAGCCCGGGAACUGGAGCUGAACCAACUGCUGCAGACGAACGAACAGCUCAAGGAUCGCUGGAAGAGCGAAAUGCUGACGUUGACCGAUGGAUUGCACCGGAAGCUGGAAGCUCUCCGGCGGGAAAAUUGCAUGCUCAAGGCGGAAAACAAUCAAUUAAAGGAUCAGCUACUGGCGGUGGGGCCGGCGGCAUCUCCGGCACCAGCAUCGACGACGACGGGGAUGCUGGUGGGUGCAGCUGGGUCCGAUCCAACCGAGUUUGUAUUGAGGACAACCAAGCUGCCACCAUCACUACUGGUGCCACCGACUUCUGCCGGUGGUGAUGGAGUCGAUUGAACCAAACGGAAUUGCAUCAUCAUCGUCAGCUAGAGUUUCCAUUUCCCGGCCAUUUUCGUUGUCCCGGGAUUCGGGAUGAUUUUGUUCGUAUAUCCCGGGAAAUCCCGGGAUCCCGGGAUUUUUCGAUGUUUCCUUAGAAAACUUAUUUUUUGAUUUUAAAACGAUUUUUUUCAAUGUUCAGGGGUAAAGUUCAUAUUUUAGAAAGGCCAGAUAAUACAGAUUUCAAAUUGGAACUCAAUUCAAUUCUAAUUUGAAUUGAUUCUUUCGAAAUAAAAAACGACUUCAAGAAGCAAAUAAAAUUCACGUUUUUCUCGGAAGGUAGAUUACCUUUUCGGAAUAUAUGAUCGCCGAGUCCGAGAAGAAGUGUUCACUGGCGGUUGAAGUCGGCUUGACUGUUUGCAUUGUUUUGAAUAUGCAUUGGGUUUAGAUAGUUGCUGGGAUUGCAUUCAAUACCCCAUUCAAUGACGAAAGAUGGAAGAUGCGCAGUAGAAUCGUAC
Molecule: messenger RNA, 2124 nt
Organism: Armigeres subalbatus
Lineage: Eukaryota; Metazoa; Arthropoda; Insecta; Diptera; Culicidae
Product: trichohyalin-like
Exons: 5
Coding region: 107-1627 (506 amino acids)
Source: RefSeq, a predicted model, not a curated record